AUGGGUUCAACAAGUUAUUUAUCGAAGCCCAAGUCUACCGGGUACAGAGUAAAAAGUGGCUCUAGUGUUGGUUCUGACAAGGAGAUGAACGGCAAAUUAAAGCGCUCCAAGAUAAGGAGGCCAAGCAAAAUGAAUGACUAUGGGGCCAAGAGAAUACCGGAUUACACCGAGCUGGCAUACAAAGAAGCUGUAUCAAAACUGAGAUAUUUUUUAUCUGGGAAUAGCGCGCCAAGUGUACGUAGUUAUGGAGGAUCAAUAUCCAUGAAGAAUUUAGAGGAGUCGGAUGGAGAUCUGGACAAGAAGUACACGAGUACGUACAGCACUUUCGGUGAAUACAAAACCCGGCCGCGUCUUACCGCAAAGUAUACAACUUUAUACGCCGACAGCUUAAGCAAUUAUACACCGCCUAAAGUCAGUAUUGCUCCUCAACCAACUGCCGCGUCAACAGCGGCCGAACUGACCGGAGGUACCAACCCUGACGUCAUCAACUUUAUACAGAAGCAGGAGGAGUAUAUUGAACAAUUGGAGCGCGAGAGUCAAUAUUGUAGAGAUGAGCUCAACAACCUCCUGGGGAAGGUGAAGGAGGUUAUAUCUGAGAACGAGCAUCUGCAUGAGGCUCAAAAGAACAAGAUCAUCUCCCGCAUGUUCCAGUACAACGCUGGCUCCGAGACCGACGAGUUGGACGAUGUAGGCGACAGCACAGGCCUCGAUAGUGAUAAUAAGGUAUCUCCGUCCAAAACACGUCGCGCCAAGUCUCGCACCACGAAAUUAGAAGGACCCAACAUCGUCUUCGAGUCCCGGAUCGCCGAAUUGGAAGCGCAACUGACGCAGGCUAAGAUAGACCUUAAGAAGGUCCAGGAUGAAAACAACGAAAACAAACGCAAACUUGCUUCUGGUCUCGUAGAUUCCACUUGCCUUGAUGGAUUUAAGAGGCAGAUUGAUAAUUUACAAAGAGAUAAAUCGUCCUUAGAAGCACAGAUCGCAAAACUGAAGUUGAAUUUAGAACAACAGGAGAUUGAUUUGGACGGUCGUUACAAGCGAAGCUCUGACGUGGUGGAGCACCAGCUGAGAGAGGAGAGAAACAACUUGGAGGCGGAAGUGCGACGGCUUAAGGAUGAUCUAGCUAAAGAGAGGAAUAAAAUCCGCGAACUAGCCGGCGAAGGUACGCGUCGAGCGAUACAAGAACGCAGCGCGGCGGAACAACGGUACAACGCGCAUUUCGACGAGUUGCAACACGAUUUGGCCGCGCAAUAUGACAACGUCGCCAAAUUACAGAAUACAAUGCAGAUGGAUCUAGAUCGGCAACGUCGUGAAGAGAGCGAUUUAAAACGAGAGCUUUCGAUGAAGAACGCUUACAUAGAAGAGCUAAAGAUGGAACUGAAAAAUAAAACAGCAUCACUUCAAGCAGACUUAGCUCAAGCGCACGCUGAGAAAGCUUCACUUGAAGAAGAACUAGCCAACGCUCGUCUGGCUAUGGAACGCCAGCAGAGGCAAGCCAAACACGAGACCAACCGACUCAACUCUGAGAUUCAGUCACUUCGUCAGCGUCUCGAUCGUGCCGAUGCGGAUUUGGUUCACUCGCGUCGUGAAAAUCUACGUCUGUCUGAACAAAUUUCUACAUUGGAAAAAGAGUUAAACAUGAAAAGUUUGACACCCAUAUCUCCGGAGAAGAAUAAGAAAGAGAAGGAGCUAUCAUCGAUGCUCGAGACCAUGGAAAAUAAGCAUGCUAAAACCGUGGCUGAGUUGGAGUCCAUGAUACAAUCACAAAACAGUCUGAUGGAGAAACUCACCGGUGAAUGUCGUUUGCUUACAGACAAGCUCGACGACGCAAACCGUAGGCACAAAGCGCAGAGUCGCAGCCGUGUAGACGAACCAAUCAGAACACAACGCGACCGUUCAAGAUCCCGCGAUCAGCCAGGGAACCGUCGUUCCAACAAGCACCGAUCCGGAAAAGAGUCCGAUUCGUCGAAUAAUUACCAACCGAUUGUUGUUGGCCCUUUGACGACAAAUCAGGAUCUCAAAGAUUUUCACGGAGAGAAAAUAUACAACCUACCGCUAAUGAUUCAACAGCCCUUUUUACGUGAGAAAAAGGAGCCAAUAAAAGUUGAUAUUAGUGUUAAGCUUAUACCUAAACCUAAAAAGAAAGAUAGAAAACGGCGUGAAUCACAGUUAGACGAAGCAGCAAAUACACCAAAUAAACCAGUUAAAAAUAACAUUAGUAUGAUAGUUACAAGUGAUGACAUUCAUGUUCUAAAUGAAACGGUAGAAAUGGCAAGAGAAGAUGACUUAUCACCGAAAGUGUCUGAUAAUAAAGAAGCACGACAAACAACGGACCAUAUUAAAGAAGAUAAUAGAGAAGUAUUAUCAACACCGAAUAUUGAUUUGAAUACACAUCAGAACGAUGAAUCCUCUGAUUCUAAAAGUAAUUUACCAGAAGAAAGUCCAUAUAGUAAAGAUGUAGCUAAUAAUGAAAUACCAAUAGAUUCUCAUCAAAAUGAAAACAAAGACGAAACGAAACAACCAACUGAGGAAUAA
Parnassius apollo (apollo) is the source of this 2535-nucleotide messenger RNA. The record is from the annotation of a GenBank genome assembly. NCBI's taxonomy places the organism in Eukaryota, Metazoa, Arthropoda, Insecta, Lepidoptera, Papilionidae.